UGAUCGUCCCCGCCUUGCAUGCACCUGGCGCCAUGCGCCAAAUGCCCCGCCCAAACGCCGUCACCGGCUCCGGCUUUUGCCGGCGCGGCGCUGGCGAGCUGGAGCGCCCGGCCCGGCCUUCAACCUGCAACCAGGGCGCCGCGGGCGCCGCGGCGCGCGCUGAUCGGCCCCGAGCUGCGGCGGCUGAGAAGCGCGGAGGAGGUUCUGCGCCACUUCCGCAAUGGCGGCGAGGCGCUGCCUUGCCUCUUGCGCCUAGGGGCGCUCGCCAAAGGGGGCGCUCACGUGCAGGCUGCUUCGGUGGCACAUGUGGCCGCCUGCUUGGAGCCAGAGGCCUUGGCAUUCAAAGAGCUCUGCGCUGUCUUGGUCGCCCUGGCACAGCUGCGUCAAGAGGCCCAGCUGCGGCGAUUCCUCGCGCAGCUGCAGCGCAGGAGGCUCUCCGGCGCCCAGCCACGGGAGCUUGCCAAUGCGGCCUGGGCGUGUGCCAAGGGGAAUCCAAGCAGCGGUGCGCCGUGCUUGCAGCACAUUGCCUCGGCAUCUCUGCAAUCAGGAAGGCUGUGCACUGGCUUCACGGCAAUCGAUGUCGCACAGCUGAGCUGGUCAUUGGCUACCGUGCAGUUGCGGGAGGCGCCGGCCAUGGCGGCGUGCGCCGCCUUUGCGGCCGCGGAGAGCGAGAGCUUUGGGGCGCAGGGACUGGCCAAUUGCGCCUGGGCCAUGGCAGGAUCCUGGCCGGCAGCGGUGGCAGCCCUGCUUGAUGAGGCUUCAGCACGCUUGGGAGGCGGCCAGUUCACCUCGCAGCAUGUGGCGAACCUUGCCUGGGCAGCGGCGGUCACGAAGCUGCGCCAUGAGUUCUUCGCGAGCCCCGACCUGAAGCUCCCGGGAAGUCCGCGGCAUCUGGCGAAUUUGGGCUGGGCCCUGGGCACAUUGCAGCUGCGGAGCCCGCUCUUGUACCAGCUCAGCGAGCAAGCGGUGGGCAUGGGACUGCACUCUUUUCGCGACGAGGAGCUGGCAGGCCUUCUGCAUGCUGUCGCCUCGUCGGGCCUCGCGGCGCCGCGGUUCCUGCGCUCCGCAGAGGAGGCGCUUCUGCAGCGCUCGCUGGGCUGUACAGAGCUGGCGGGUGCCUGCUGGGCCUUGAGCGUCUGCUCCAGCCGGGCUGCCGAUCCCUUGUUGGCCCUUGCAGCGACCAGGGCAAAAGAGCUUUCGCCCCAAGGCCUGGCCAAUGUCGCCUGGGCCGCAGCUCUGCGGGAGGCCCCGCUGUGGAGACUGGAAGAUUCAGUUCGGGACCGCUUGGAGGAGUUUUCGGUCCAGGGGUUGGUGAACCUCACCUGGGCCUUUACACAGGCGCAACAUCAGCCACCAGGCCUGCGGCUUCAGCUGAUGCAGAUGUCUCUGGGACGCUUGUCCGAGAUGAAGGCCUUGGAGCUGUCAAGCCUCACCUGGUGCCUUGCCUUUGGUGAUUCGAACAACGCCACGGAGAAGGUGGCGGCAGAGGUGGCCUCACGUUUGCCGCAGGAUGUGUUUGACGCCCGGCAGCUGGCGAAUGUGGCCUGGGCCUUUGCCACAUUGUCGACAGGAGGCGUGGGCCUGUUCCAGCAGCUGGCCUGUGCUGUCUUGGAGAGGUUGCCAGAGUCUUCUGCCCAAGGCCUCAGCAACAUCGCCUGGGCCUUCGGCAGCCGAAGCUUCCUAGGCGGACCUCUGCUGUUUGCGCUGCAGGCCCAAGCGCCGGAGAAGCUGCCGUUGGCCACGGAGCAGGGCCUCGCCCUGCUGGCCUGGGCUUUGGCCCCCGAGAAGCCGCAGGUGGCUCCGCUGCGCUUUCUUGAGGCGCUACAGCUUGAGAUCCAGGCACGCAUGAGAGCCAGCGUCGAGCAUGCGAAGACGAAGCGCCGGCCAGAAAUCAGCGGCUAUGCAGCAGCAGAAGAGGUCGAGCAGAGCUUGGAGCAGGUGGGCCACUGCCGCGCCGAAGGGAACGCCCAGCUGGGCGCGGGGGAGGCCCUGGCCGCGCUGGAGUCCUACAGCAACGGCAUCGAGCUCUGUGCAAAGCACAGCAUCACCGGGAAGCUGCUGGGCCAGCUCUAUGUGAAUCGUGCCCAGGCACAAGCGCGGCUCGAGAGACACGACUUGGCCUUGCAGGACUGUCGAGCCGGGCUUCAGGAGGACCCCGGCAACGGCCGGGGCUACUGGCGCGGCGCCAGCAGCGCGCUGAAGCUGCGGCAGGGCGACGAGGCGGCCAGGCUCUGCAUGCGAGGCAUCAAGGUCCUGGGGGACAGCGCGUCCCUGGAGAGCUUGCUGGAGGAAGCCAAAGCCCAGAUAGAGAAGGACAAGACAGCUAUCGUCGAGGAAGAGGAGGAGACGGAGGUCAGCGUGGGCCAGGCGUUGGCCGACAGAGCCGCUUCACUGCUGCUGGCAUUCCGCCAAGAUCCUAGCCGUGCAGACGACCUCAGGCGUGCAGUGAAGCUGUUCGAGGCCAGCUUGCAAGAGGAGCCCACCAACGAGAGUGCCCUCAUUGGUCUGGGGGAGAUUCUCGACGAAGGCCUGGGUGAUGUACCGCAAGACCAAGAUGCUGCAAAGCGACUCUGGUUGCAGGCGGUCACUGCCGGAAGCCAGCGUGCGCAGAUGAAGCUGUGCCUGCAGGGUCUGCAACUCUUCGCGGUGGCCGCGCGGAAAGCAGCGGGCACAGGAGGCUGA
Effrenium voratum is the source of this 2682-nucleotide messenger RNA. NCBI's taxonomy places the organism in Eukaryota, Dinophyceae, Suessiales, Symbiodiniaceae. The record is from the annotation of a GenBank genome assembly.